Messenger RNA from Penicillium taxi, 549 nucleotides. RefSeq lists its product as uncharacterized. The record is from RefSeq and is a predicted model, not a curated record. NCBI's taxonomy places the organism in Eukaryota, Fungi, Ascomycota, Eurotiomycetes, Eurotiales, Aspergillaceae. The transcript is spliced from 4 exons. Bases 1 to 549 code for a protein of 182 amino acids.
AUGGCACCACUUAAUCUCCUUCAAAAUGUCCUCGUAGCCGAGAACAGGACACAUGCCAGCAAUUUCGAUGGGGUCCACAAACUUAUCCUUGAUCGACCCAUGGUCUUAUCCAUGAUCCAAAAUCUCAUUACAAUUUUGAAAGAAUGGGGGGCGGUUAUCGUAUGGUGGUUCUCGAAUACUGAUUUUCUGGCCUUUAUACUACAUUCGAUCGCAGCCGUAAAAGAAUGGUGGACAGAUCUUUUUGAGUGGUUCUCAAGUCCUGAUGUCAGGGCUUUCAUUGCAGUAUUUUGGAUAGCUUUUACUAUCAGCAUGAUGGUCAUCUACAUAGGUCUCAUGCUUAUAGGAUUCGGUCAGGCAGGAGUCAUAACAGGCUCUCUGGCGGCUUGGUUCCAGUCGACUAUGUAUGGGGCUUUUACACCCGCUGGUGGAAUAUUUGCUCUUUUGACUAGUACGGCUAUGCUUGGUCCGAAUGCUCCCCUCAUGCUAGUUAUUAUUCCGGUUGCGGUUGUAUUGUCAGCUGCUGCUGCAAUUAUCUGGAAGUUUUUGUGA